Messenger RNA from Acanthochromis polyacanthus (spiny chromis), 5631 nucleotides. RefSeq names its product MAX dimerization protein 1 (gene mxd1). The record is from RefSeq and is a predicted model, not a curated record. Gene Ontology annotation, molecular function: DNA-binding transcription factor activity, RNA polymerase II-specific; RNA polymerase II cis-regulatory region sequence-specific DNA binding; protein dimerization activity. Gene Ontology annotation, biological process: negative regulation of transcription by RNA polymerase II. The transcript is spliced from 6 exons. Lineage: Eukaryota; Metazoa; Chordata; Actinopteri; Pomacentridae. The coding region runs from base 864 to 1532 and encodes 222 amino acids.
GUGCUAAAGUACAGUAGUUAGCUGCCGUGCAGAUCAACAAGCCACUAUUUUGGAAGCAGUUUGACAAACAGUCACUGUUCACCAUUUGAUGUCAGUCGCUAUCUGCGUUUCCAGCGAGACGUAUCACGCGCUAUCAGCGAUAAACCAGCACAAAACUAGCCAGCCACUUAGCCCCGAACCUAUAAGGUUGGACGACAUCGUCGGUCGAACUUUAAGACAGCUAGCUCCUUUUUUAUAUUCAUUUCACAUCAGGCAAGUGUGACAACUGCACUGGCUAACGCUCUUUUUUCACUGGCUGAAGCUUUACAAUAUACAACCGAGCUAGCAACAACUUUCCAUCGUUUAUUUGGCAACUUGUCAUUAGCGCUAACGUUAGCCAAUUUUAUUUUUUCGCCAAAUAGAACGGACUAUUUUUAUUUGUGAUCAGCCCUUCGUUUUAUCUUUGUUAACAAGCCGUUUUUUUCUCGAAGAGCUGCCAAGAAAAUCAACGAUAUUUAGCUAACGGUUUGGUUUAAAGCGGUGCAAAGUAAUUUUAGCUGUUGUAGAAGUGUUAGCCUUGUCUCGCCAGCUAAAUCCAAACCUUACUUGCACCAUUAUUUCUUUUUAAAAUAGUCAUCAAGAGACUAGUUUGGCUUUUUAAAUUGGUCGCCGUGGUAUCCACGACCUUUAACUUUUAAAUAUCCCGACUAAUAGACUGCAGAAGCAACUCUCUACCGUUACGUUUCGCCUUUUAAAAAUAAUAAGUGACAGGACAGCGAGCUACUGAGGGUUUAAAGCAGUGCCAGUGGUAGGACCUGAAGCAGGUUGUGUACAGUCACGGAAUCCCUCAUCGGAUUGUUAUAUUAUCAGUGUUAUUGUUGAAAAUGGCGGCGAUCGGAAUGGUGCAGAUGUUGAUCGAAGCAGCCGAGUACCUUGAUCGCAGGGAACGAGAAGCUGAACACGGUUAUGCCUCCAUGCCGCCCUUCAUCAGCAGUCGAGAGAGGGAAAACUUGAAAAGGAAAAGCAAAAGCAAGAAAAACACAAGUAGCAGGUCUACGCACAAUGAAAUGGAAAAGAACAGACGGGCACAUCUACGGCUGUGCUUAGAACGCUUGAAAUCCCUCGUUCCCUUGGGACCAGAUGCAAACAGGCACACCACCCUCAGCCUGCUGAUGAAGGCCAAAGAUCACAUCAAGAGGUUGGAGGAGAGCGAUAGGAGAGCUCAGCACACCGUAGAGCAGCUACAGCGGGAGCAGAGACACCUGAGGAGGCGUCUGGAGCAGCUGGGGGUGGAGAGGACCCGCAUGGAUAGCACCGGCUCCACUCGCUCCUCUGACAAUCCCGACUCUGAUCAGGAGGACCUGGACGUGGACGUGGAGGGGACGGACUACCUGCUGGGUGAUCUGGAAUGGAGCACCAGCAGUGUGAGCGACUCAGGGGACGAGCGCGGCAGCCUGCGCAGCAGCUGUAGUGAUGAGGGCUACUCCAGCGCCAGCCUGCUGCGCCUGCAGGACACUCAGGAGAGGGCCAAGCAGCUGGGCUGCAGCCUAUAAACAGCACUGGUCACUGACCCAACACCCACGUCCUCCCCUCAGCCAAUCCCGUCCCAACAUUGUCUCACCACUCCUUGGUCCUGCUCAGACUCACCGCCCCCUCCCUCCCCAUCAGGAGUGACCAAGCCUGAGGCCUCUCUUCCAGCCAGGCCUCGCACGGUGGCUUCCAUUCAGACUGCGACCUCUCUGAGACACCCACACAUCCAGCCCAUCAUCAGCGGUCAGUCUUUAAGGGUGUCACCCGCUCUGCUCUGCACCAAUCAAACGAGUGGGAUUUUAAAGACACUCCACCCCCUCCGUCCGUCAGAAACACAACUGUCAGCCAGAGAAUGUUACCACACAAUGUCCCACUGCCUCUUUUUCUAUGCCUCAAGAGCCAUGGGAAGCACUUUUCACCCUUUCUUCACACACACGCAUACAUUAGCACACACAUGCACACACCCCUCCAUCCCGACUAGUUGUCCAGUGAGACCUUCCAAAGGUGUGACACACUGACAUGAUGUGGGGCUUUUUUUCUGCCCCGCUCACCAGUCAACCAUCUGUGCAUGGUACUUUGCACUUAAAAUUGCUUUUGUAAACAAAACUGUGUCAUCUUUUUCAAACACUGUCUCCUAAUAACUAAAGGCCCCUGCUGCAGCUAUGGCAGUUAUCAGACGAAAUGAGUGUUUGAAAAACAUGUCAGUCUGCUGACUCUGCGGACACUAAACUAGACUGUGCGUGGUGUUAAACUGUCGGGGCCGACAGCAAUACGUCCCUUAGUACCCAGGCUUUGGCAGGCAGACUCGCAACUACCCUGUAAUUUUCUGUCCACACCUGCCAUUCAGAGGAACACGUAACAGAAAAACAUACAAAAAAAAAAUCGUGCAGCAUGAGAUUGUGAAUGGGGAGCUCGGGGAGGGUAUGGGGGUGGGUUUGAUGUUUUCUGCCUCUCUCUGAUGACGGUGGCGUUUUUACAGCAUCCUUUUCUCAUAUGUGUGUAUGUCAUGUCUGAGCCUGGCGAUAACGGCGGCCACUAGCAGAUUUGGAAACUUUUAACACCAGCCACCAGGCCGAAUGCUGGUAUAUUUUCGCAGGUGCUGGUACGUUUUUGUACACUACUCCUUCACUGCCCCGUUCACCAGGUAUUAGAGCUGAUCUACUGAGAGCAGUCGAAAGACUGGAGCACAUUCCACUAUGUAGAGCAGACAGGCAGGUGAGACUGAGAGCAUUAUUUUUUGUGAGUGGAUGUUCCUAAAAAUUAUUUAUGAAGGGAGAGGAGUUCAGUUUGAGUUGAGGCGAGUCACCCUGAAACAGAACAAGUGGCUUUGGCUUUUCAAUUGGAACACAAGGCUGAAUCUUUCUCUGUGUGUUCACAUCUGAAAAGCUCUAAAAUGUUAAAACCACAGAUUUUCUCUCUUUUGCCUUGCCUUCAUAGCUAUUUAUUGUCUCUGCAAAAAUGUAAACCUUUUAAUGUAAAUAGUUUACAGAAAGAUCUCUAUGUCUAUCAGCAAAUGUAUUUAUUAGAUUUACUAAAUAUAUAAAUAUAUAAAAAAUAUAUUUAAUUAGUCAUAGCUUAUGUUCUUCUUGUGAGGUUUAUUGAGAGUUUCUUAUAUGUAGUUUGUUUGCACAGCAUAGUCAGUCCAUAGAGUGCUUAGAACUGUCUCUUGUGCCUCGAGGCUUUUGUGUCUGUUGAAUUCGACACGGUGCUCCUAGGAAAUGAAGUGUUUUAUUUGUGGUUGAUUCUAACUUUUACCUGUUUUCAAAGCCAUCCCACCCUUUGAAAUGAAGGAAUAUAAGACAAAAAAAUCUGAAUAACUUGUAAAAACGUGAAUUAAAAAGUAUAAAAGCGAGAGGAGCCGGUGGCCAGGCUGAGUGCGGCGAUGAUUCCUCUGGCAAAGCUGUGUUGCCUGCGUGCCCCGUUCCCGUGCAGAGGAACCUCAGACAAAAUGACCGCUCGGCCUCUGGAGAUCUCAGCCCUUCACGCGGUUUCAGAAUCAUCACGGGCAGGGAGAGGAUCGCAGAUUGUUGAAUGUAGACGUCCUCAAACCCUGCAGUGUAGCAGCACGGUGCCAAAGGAAGCUCCCUGCCUGCUCGUGCAUGCGCCACUUGCAAAUCUCAGUUAAAGCAUGAAGAUGGUACACCAAAAAAAUUUUAAAAACCUACAUAAGAAAAAGAAAACCGGAAAAAUAGAUAUAGGCUUGUUCAGUCUUUUAAGUGUGGAAUGUCGCUUACCUUUGUCAAGUUGAAACCUCUUCAAACGGAGAAGAAGUGUGUAGCCACGCUUACAGGGGAAAUGUAUUGAAAAGAAGGUGUGUGUGGGCAGGUGUGUUCACUGAAAUGCCAUCUGUCUGUGCGUGCAUGUGUGUACAGUAUGCAAGUGUGUGUGUGUGUGUGUGUGGUUAUUUCGUCACUGUCUUCAGAGAGAAAUUUUUGGGGUGGUUCCAGGGUGGGUGGGUUAAAAAGACAAAUUGUUAGGCUCUGUUUCUGUUCUGGUUUCCUGUUCAUUUGUUUACUAGUAAAAUGCAAAAAAAAAAAAAAAGUCCACUUGUCAACGACUUCAUGUAUUAAUCUGAGCAUUAAUGUCUGUCUACGAGAGUCACACGUUUCCUCCUUUCUUUCCUCCAUCCAUGGCCUCUUAUCUGUCUUCCACCAAUCUACCUGUGUGUGUGUGUGUGUGUGUGUGUGUGUGUGUGUGUGUGUGUGUGUGUGUGUGUGUGUGUGUGUGUGUGUGUGUGUGUGUGUGUGUGUGUGUGUGUGUGUGUGUGUGUGUGUGUGUGUGUGUGUGUGUGUGUGUGUGUGUGUGUACUUGUUUCUGCUAUACCGGUGGGGACUUUGACCUGACUAUUUGCUAUAAAGGUGGGGACUUGUCUUACGGUGGGGACCUAAAAUGAGGUCCCCACGGGUGGCAACACCGUUUUCUUGGCCAUAUUGUUGUUAAUAAAAAAAUGUAAAAGUGCAAAAACGUUUGUUUAGGGUUCGGCAUUGAUUUGGUGAUGGUUAAGGUUAGGGUAAGGGUUAGGAGUUAGAUAUGAAUGGGAGUCAAUGGUAAGUCCCCACCGGUAUAGAAAAAGAAACGUGUGUGUGUGUGUGUGUCUAUACCGGUGGGGACGACAACCUGACUGUUUGCUAUAUAGGUGGGGACCUAAAAUGAGGUCCCCACAGGUGGCAACAGCAUUUUCUUGGCCAUGUUGUUGUUAAUAAAAAAUGUAAAAGAGCAAAAACGUUUCUUUAGGGUUAGGCAUUGUUUUGGUCUGGGUUAGGGUAGGGGUUAGAUAUGAAUGGGAGUCAAUGGUAAGUCCCCACAAUGAUAGCAAGACAGACGUGUGUGUGUGUGCGUGCGCAUUUCCUGUAUGCGUGCUUGUGUUUGCCAAGCGACCAUGUGUGAGUGUGACUCCCUCCUCCACAUGCUGCAUUGGCAUCCAUGGUGCAGGGAGAUGGGUGGGUGUGUGUGAUGGAGCAGCAGCAGUGUAUUCUGUGUGUCUGAUCACAUGCAACUUAUUGCUCCCUCCUUCCUCACCCCCCAAUACAAAGACCCUGGUGCUCUCAGCAUCUGCCUUAAGAAGCAGGUGUGGAAUCUCUCAAAGAACAAGACUAUAGUCAGACCAGUUGUUUAAGCUACAGCUUCCAGCAUCAGGGGAAACUCAUGUUCCUGUGUAUAUUUGGGUUUUGCACGUUUUGUCCCUGCAUACAAAGUGGCUAAUAAUGCCUUAAAACAGACACAAAUGUACGACCUAGCAGAAGUAUAUGAUUUGUAUGAGUGUUUAUGAAAUAUCGACAUGUAUCACAAAGGUCAUUCCUUUUCAUUGUGACGGUCUCAGGCAUGGUGCUUUCAUGCAUUUAUACACAAAACACAUACAAACACACUGCAUCAUAGCUCCAUGAACAUCGUCAUCACCUGCCGCCUUUCUCCUUGGAAAGGUCAAAUGUCUAUUUGCUGACUAAAAACAUUAACGUUUUGUGCACUUACUUUUUAAGAAUUGGAGAAUUUGGACACUGUCUUCUAAAUAAAUCACUUCAAAUGUGGGAGAAAACCCUUUGACAAUGAAUUGUGGAGCAGCAAUUUAUAUUUGCCAGUGACAUUAAGGGAAUAAAACAUUUGAAACCCUUGUUUACCUACCUA